AUGUAUCAAGAUGCUAAGCCACACUAUGAAAGUGUGGGAAAGGGUGAUAGAGAUGAGAGUGAGGAGAGGCGUGUCUAUUUCAGAGAAUCAGUAGAAUUCAUGCCGGGGCGUUCUACUACUGAAUCCAUUCAUCUUGUCAGGAAAUUGAGAUGCUUAGAGGCUAAAGGUGUGGCUGACAUUAGAGCAAUCAAGGACAUAUAUGAUGGAUCCAAGACCAAGGUGAAGACUAUAGGAGGAGACUCGGAGUACUUUCCAGUUCUGAUAGAUGAUAUAGACUUGAUUAACGAGACUCAUAGCGGAGUUAACUCUAAGCUAGAGGAUUGGAGACAGAUGUUAGAGUCUAAAGCAUUCAAGUUGAGUAGGACCAAGACAGAGUACUUGGAGUGCAGGUUCAGUGGCGUACCUCAAGAGGCUGACGUGAAAGUGAAGCUUGGAACCCAGGGCAAGAAACCUCCUACUACUAAUGGCUCUGCUAAGAAGGACGAGUCAAGUGACGAUUCUAGUUCAGAUGAUGAUAGCAGCUCGGAGGAAGAUGAUCCUGCAGCCAAGAAACCUCCUACUACUAAUGGCUCUGCUAAGAAGGACAAUUCUAGUUCAGAUGAUGAUAGCAGCUCGGAGGAUGAUGAUGUUGUUAAGAAGGCAGCCCCUACUGCUGCUCCUAAGAAGACCCCUGCUUCUGCCUCUAAAAAAGAAGAUUCUAGCGAUGAUUCCAGCGAUGACUCCAGUUCAGAUGAUGAUGAACCUCCCUCUAAGGCAGUUGCUCAACCUAAAAAAGCUCCACAAGCCGUGAAGAAGGCUAGCGACAGCUCUGAAGAAUCUGAUGAUUCCAAUGACGAUUCUGAUUCUGAUGCAGACAAGAUACGUAGAAGGAUGGCCAGUUCACACCGCAGGCCGAAGCCAUGGAAGGAGUUCCUCAUUGGAAUCCUCUAUGAAGAAUUAGUGAUGCAUGAGAAAGGCCUCAACCAAUUAGACUAGGAUGGAAUUGUUCGAAAAUUAUAUCAUCAAACAGGCAAACAAAGUUGUGUAACCGAAGUGCGGACAUUGUGUAAAAAAUUUAGAGAUGAGACAAAGCAGUUCAUGGAACUGUUACAAGUUACUGGUUAUGCUUUGAACCCAAAUAACAACAAAGUAAUUUGUACAGAAAGGUGUGCGAACAAAGUUACCUGAUCCAUGGUGGUGAGAGAGUGUUAAAAAACGAAGGGCUUCAACAUUAUUAUAUGUUGAGGAAGAUAUUUGGGUGCAAGAAUCAGACGACACUGUAGUCUGGGGACAACCAAGUUUUAUGGAGGGGUUUUGAUGCUGCUAAAAGUUUACGCAUUGUUUUGAUAAAUAUGGACAAGAUCAGAAAUUAUUGUUUCUGCGACGCUAACGUAAGGAGAAUGUUAAUGCUUCGUUUUCUUGAGGCCAGGCUUUGGAGCUGAAAGAGGAGACGGGGAACAAGCAAGUUUUUUGUAUAAUCAUGCACCCCAAUCCAUGAUGUAUGUAUCAGGUGCCAACCACAAGUAGUAAUAUAAGUAGGUUAAUACCCACAAAGUGUGCAUGUUUUUGUCCUUGAAACCAGCAAGCAGUCUGCCAUUCUUCUCCCUGUA
Messenger RNA from Lycium ferocissimum, 1589 nucleotides. RefSeq lists its product as uncharacterized. The record is from RefSeq and is a predicted model, not a curated record. The coding region runs from base 1 to 975 and encodes 324 amino acids. Lineage: Eukaryota; Viridiplantae; Streptophyta; Magnoliopsida; Solanales; Solanaceae. The transcript is spliced from 7 exons.